UAAGCAAAAUGUUUGACGUCAUCUUUAAAUUUAUCUGCCCUUUCCUGGAGGUGACCCAUUUAUUGUUGUAAAGCUGCGCGCCAAAUAUUCGAGUUGUUUACCUAGGCUAUGCUGUGCCUGUGCUUUAAUUAUCACAAUUAUGUCGAGUUCUAGUAAUUUGCCAUGGGUAGAAAAAUACAGGCCAAAUAAGUUGGAUGAGCUUAUAGCACAUACAGAUAUUAUCAAUACAAUUAAUCGUUUUAUGGAGGAAGAUCGCUUGCCUCAUCUUCUAUUCUAUGGGCCUCCUGGUACUGGAAAGACGUCAACCAUUCUGGCAUGUGCUAAGCAGCUCUACGCACCAAAGGAGUUCAGUUCAAUGGUUUUAGAGUUGAAUGCAUCUGAUGAUAGGGGUAUUGGCAUUGUUAGAGGCCCAAUACUCAGUUUUUCAAGUACAAGGACCAUCUUCAGGUCUGGCUUUAAGCUCGUGAUCCUGGACGAGGCAGAUGCCAUGACAUCAGAUGCUCAGAAUGCACUCAGAAGAGUCAUUGAAAAGUACACAGAAAAUGUUCGUUUCUGCAUGAUCUGUAACUACCUAUCCAAGAUAAUCCCCGCCCUUCAGUCCAGAUGUACUCGAUUUCGAUUCGGACCUCUUGAUCAAGUUCAAAUGAUACCUAGGUUAGAAUAUGUAAUCAAACAGGAAGGAGUGGAAGUAACCGAAGAUGGAAUGAAAGCUUUGAUUACUCUUGCUACAGGUGACAUGAGAAAGUCUCUUAACAUGCUACAGAGUACAUCAAUGGCUUACGACGUUGUGAACGAGGAGAAUGUGUACAUGUGUACAGGACACCCUCUCACCACCGAUAUUGAGCAGAUGCUCAACUGGAUGCUCAAUUCCGACUUCACGUCAGCUUAUAAUAAUAUUUUGAAUUUAAAAACCCUUAAGGGGUUGGCAUUACAGGACAUCCUAACAGAAGUUCAUACAUAUGUACAUAAAGUUGAAUUACCAGCAAAUAUUCGAAUCCAUCUGCUCGAAAAAAUGGCUGAUAUUGAAUACCGCUUAGCAUCUGGAACAAAUGAAAAAAUCCAGUUAAGCUCGUUGGUGGCAGCCUUCCAGAUUGCAAGAGAUUUAAUCGUGGAGCAAGCCUGAAUACAGACAUAAUGAGAGGAAACCAAAUAUAUUGCAAACGAACGAGAGAGGUUUUAAGCUUAAAAUUAGUGGCAAGGGAGCAUUAUUCUCCAUUAAGUGUAGGCUGAACAUGACAUCUUAUAAUGAAAAAAGACUACAGAGCACAUCCAUUCCUUUAUCAAACCAAUUGUGGCCACAAGACAAGACUAUUGGAUACAACAUGAGCAUAUAUGAGUGCUGAAUAAUGAAUAUUCUUUCUAUAUUAGAAACCAAAUUAUUGCUAUUGUCUAUAUUGUAUCAAAAUGUAAAUGAUUUUUUUUUGUAAGGAAAUUUUGUAUUAAAAUGCAAACCUUGGAUAUUUUUGUGGUAAAUUUUCUAUGAAUUACUCUAGUAAAAAUUGGAAAACCCCAUUUUCCUUUAAACUGUGUGGUUCUCCUUCGCUACUUUACAGAUAUUUUUAUUUAUUUUAAAAAACAGCCAACAGGAAUGCUUUGUUCCAACCUACAGGUGAAAAUUGCCAAAAUAAACACCUUAAAUUUAAUAUCACUCGGUAUAAAAUUCAAAUUAAAAACAUUUAAAAAAAUUAUAAAAAUUAUUAUUAUUACAGUAUUGUAGGUAUGUAACAAGAAAUAGAUAUUAUAUGUGUUGUGGUAAAAAA
Messenger RNA from Anneissia japonica, 1760 nucleotides. RefSeq names its product replication factor C subunit 5-like. Gene Ontology annotation, cellular component: nucleus; DNA replication factor C complex. NCBI's taxonomy places the organism in Eukaryota, Metazoa, Echinodermata, Crinoidea, Comatulida, Comatulidae. Gene Ontology annotation, molecular function: ATP binding; DNA clamp loader activity; DNA binding. The record is from RefSeq and is a predicted model, not a curated record. The transcript has 10 exons. Bases 140 to 1123 code for a protein of 327 amino acids. Gene Ontology annotation, biological process: DNA-templated DNA replication; DNA repair.